This is a messenger RNA of Ilyonectria robusta, 2382 nucleotides long. RefSeq lists its product as uncharacterized. Gene Ontology annotation, molecular function: flavin adenine dinucleotide binding; oxidoreductase activity, acting on CH-OH group of donors. Bases 1 to 2382 code for a protein of 793 amino acids. The transcript has a single exon. The record is from RefSeq and is a predicted model, not a curated record. Lineage: Eukaryota; Fungi; Ascomycota; Sordariomycetes; Hypocreales; Nectriaceae.
AUGCACUGCACUAUGACGGGGCUAGCGGCCCUCCUUGGGUUCGCUGCCACUGCGGUGGCUCAGAGGGCCUCGACUUACAGCGAUCCCAACACGGGUAUUGACUUUCAGCGAUACUUGGCUGCCAGCUACGGCUACAGUUUCGGUAUUGCUCUCCCGGAGACUGUCGGUUCGGACUUUAUUGGUCAGAUGGUUGUUCCAGUCACGGAUGGAGAGGGAUGGGGUGCUGUCUCACUCAAGGGAGGCAUGUUGAACAGCCUCCUCUUCAUUGCCUGGGCCGACGGCGAGGAUAUCCAGACCACGUUCCGACUUGCAGGAUCGUAUGCCAACCCCGACGUCUACACAGACACUGAAGUCAGCGCCGUGCCCAUCGCCAACGGCACCUUCAUCAACAGCACGCACAUCUCGUACACCUUCCUUUGCGAGGGCUGCGUUAUUGCCAACAAGACCACCGUCGCCAACGACUCUCCCAUUCUCGGAUGGGCCAUCUCCGAUACCAACCCCACGACCGCCUCGGACUCUGCCAGCGCUUUGAGUUACCACGCUGCGGGCUUCGGCCAGUUCGGUGUUGAUGCCGCUGCGGCCAAGUCUGCCAAGUACGAGGAGUGGGCUGCGUGGGCUUCUGCUACGACUCCUGGAACUGGCGAUGGAUCCGACACUACCGUCCCUGGAAACAGCACGUUCCCGGCGCCGACUACAUACAACGUCACCUACGAUGUCAUCGUCGUCGGCGGUGGCCCUGCUGGCAUCAUCGCCGCCGAGCGGAUUGCCGAGAAGGGCGCCAGCGUUCUCCUGAUCGAGCGAGGCCCCGCCAACACUGUUGCUCUGAGCUCAUCCCAAGCUCUUCCCUGGAACGACACCCUGACACCCUAUGAUAUCCCUGCCCUCGGUAGCAGCAUGACCAGUCUCUCCGGCACCAAGUUCUGCAGCGACACUGCGUCCACCGCCGGCUGUCUCCUGGGAGGAUCCAGCUCCAUCAACGGCCUCAACUUCAUCCACCCUCCGGAGCACGACUGGCAGCGGUGGCCCAAGGGCUGGAACGCUGCUGAUGUUGCCGAUGCCACUGCCCGUCUGUACGAGCGCAACCGCGGCACCACGGCACCUUCUGACGAUGGCAAGUACUACGACGACCACACCUACAAGGUCCUGUCCAAAUACCUCAACACCGAGGGAUGGGCCGAGGUUGACUCUAUCGAGACUCCCAACGAGAAGCACAUGGUCUACUCGCGUCCCUCGUGGUCAAUCAAGGACAACCUGCGUGCUGGACCUGCUCGCACCUACAUGCCGUUCGCCAAGCAGCUGCCCAACUUCACCCUGAAGCUCAACACCAAGGUCCUCCAAGCCGUCCGCACUGGCAGCACCAUCACCGGUGUCCUCACCGUCGCCGAUGAUGGCAGCCGACAGAUCAUCAACGUCAAGGCCGGCGGCAAAGUUGUCAUCGCCGCUGGCGCCAUGUCGUCGCCCCGCCUUCUCUGGAACUCUGGAAUCGGCCGAUCCGAUGCCCUCGCCAUUGUCAAGAGCGGAGCAUCCCUGACCGGCGUGACUCUUCCCGCCGAGUCCAGCUGGAUCGACCUCCCCGUCGGCCACCACCUGCAGGAUCACGUCCAGGUCAAGCUGCAGUUCAACGCCAAGUCCAACUUCAGCGCGUACGACUUCACAGACAUCGCCACUGAGCCCGUUGAGUCUGAUCUCGACCUCUACUACCAGGGCUCCGGUCCCAUCACUCAGGCUGCGCAGCGUAUGCACCUGUGGACCUCAGCUGAGGGCGCCGACGGCCGCACACGUUACCUCCAGGGCACCGCCAGCGCCAUGGCAUCCGGUGUCAUCACUGUGCGCACUUUCUUGACUCACGGCACCAAGACGGUCGGCGAGCUGGGUAUCACCGCUUCCGGAAACACCGUCCUCAACACCAAGCCGUGGUUGAUUGACGAGGACGACCGCAAGGCCAUGUCUGACUUUGUCCAGUGGUGGGUCGACCUCACCAGCGGUAGCAACUCUACCCUGUCAUAUGUCACCCCCGGUGCUACGCCUGCGGAAAUCAUCUCGGCCAACAUGAUUAGCGGAGACCACUGGGUCGGAAGCGCCAGAAUGGGUGUCGACGAUGGCCGAAAUGCCAACGGCUCCAGCGUUGUUGAUCUGAACACUAAGGUGUACGGCACCGACAACUUGUUUGUUGUCGAUGCCUCUAUCCACCCUGACCUGCCCACCGGCAACACCCAGUCCAUCAUCAUGAUUACUGCCGAGCACGCCGCCGAGAAGAUUGCUGCUUUCAAGGUCGGCGGCUCUAGCAACUCAACUGCGCCCCUCACUUCUCGGUGCGGUACCGAGCUUACGAGACGCGCAGCUAGAGUUCCCAAGAGCUACCGACGGAGACACUUGUACUAG